CUCAGCUUCCAUGGCUACAGUUGGUCUCCUGACAUCCUCUCCAACCAAUCCCAUCUUUUAGCUCAGAAUUCCCAUUGGCUGCUGCCCCAUUUAUGACAUCAAUCUCCCUCCAGCCCUACUACUACCUGGUAGGUUCUUGUGGUUGCCAUAGCGAUGCCUGUAAACAAAUUUGGAUCAUCACAGAUCAUCACAGACAGCACAGUAAGUGCUGUCUGAUACUGGACACACUUGCCACUCAGGUCAGCUGAUCAGACAAGGACAACCAAUUAUCUUCCUCCAUUGUACUGUGGGUUGCUGAUACUCUUCCUCCAACCAUGGCAGAAAAUUUCCAAAGUGCACCUUUCUUUGGGACAGAAUGUGCUCUGCAGCCCUCUGUGCCUGUGCUGAGGAAUGCCACGCCCUUAUCAGGAAGUGUGUGCAACUUCUCCAGGGUCUCCACCCCAGCUGUGAGUGCAGCAUGGCUCCUGCCAUCAGACUCCAGCACUUGUUGCCAGAAGCUCAUGGACAGUGCCUACCCCUACCUACCAGCUGGCAGGACCAUGGUGACUGCGCUGACUGACCAGGGCCAGAGCUCUGCCUCAGCACUCUCCUAUCCAGGUGUUCUCCAGUGGGAUCCCACGGGAAGCACUGACCAGAGGGGAGCUGCACUCCAGGACUUCACUGUAACUGUCAUUGACCAGAAUACCACAUUCUCCUCCUUGUCUAGGACAGCCCAGGGUGAUAAUAUUUUAGAUCCCAAUGCCUUAGUCCUUUCCUGUCCAACUUGUCCACUUUCUGCCAACCUUGUUCAGGCCACACCACCACAGGUGCCAAAUCAAGGAUACAGCCUGGCACCUUCCCACCAGGAGGGUAGCCAAGUCUAUUACUAUGACCCUAACAGCCUGGGCCCUCUGAUGGCUGGAGAACUCGGGCAGUGCCUGCAGGCCUGUGGCUCUGUGUCCUACUCUGAAUGUCAAGCCCCUGCCCUGCAACCAGAGAUGGUGAUGAUGCUAAAGGAGAUUCAGCCAACAAAUGUCCCAACACCCUUCUCCACCUCUGCCAUCUACUAUCCCACAACUGCUCAAGACAUGCCAGACACCAGUCUUCAAGUGGUGAAAAUGGAGACAUCUCUGGGAUUUACAACUUCAGGCCAGACACUCUGUCUGCUGCAGAGUCCAGACCUCUGCAAUCCUGCCCAGGAUGUCCAGAUGAAGACACCACCUGUCACUGGGGACAGGUCAUUAACUGCCCCCAUUGACAGUCCUUCAGAAUUCCUGCCCUUGCCUUCUGCUCCAAGCUUGGAACAAACAGAGAAUAAUGACUUGGAUUUGAUGACAGAUGAUCUAUCAACUCCUCUGGAUGCCUAUGAGGGCAUAAAAGAAAACCAAGACCCCUCACUUCUCCCUUUAGCACAUGCCAACAUGCAGCAGGCCCUGAACUACACUGAUUCUAGGGGCCUAAAACAGAAGCUUUCUCCUGACAAUGCCACCUUGGGAAGCAGCAGCCUUGAUCAGGAUGAGCCUGCAGAGCGUGUGAUGGGCUCCAGCAUGGACUUUGCAGACAUGACUACACUGGUGGCAGACAUUCACCUUCCCCAACUCUUCAACUCCCUCACUGAACUGAACCUAUUCCAAGAUCCCACAGCAACCCAAUCCAAAGACAUCAGCAGGGAUCAGGUCCAGGAAAGCUCCAGCAACAUCAGUGUACCCGUGGACCAAGUGAGAAAGAAUGGUCAGAAAGCCUCUGAGAUGCUUGAUGGGUCUCCUCAUGACAGAAUCCAGCUCCAGGACCUGGUGGAAGAAGAGGCUGUGGGCAGUGCUGGGUCCAGUGAAGGGGCUAUUGACAACAUGCCUAAGAACUUGGAGGGCAGAGCCCAGAAAGCCACACCCAGCAUGCCCAGCAGAGCUAGGGCUCAGGGGCAAGACAAGACCAAGAGAUCCAGAGAAAACAACUGCAAGAAAACAGAGGAGCUCAAGCAGUCAAGGAACAGAGUCAAGGCAGACGAAAACACCACCAUGCCAAAGAACAAGAGGAAGAGGAAUCCACCUGAGCUCAGCCACAACAGCUUUAAAAAGCCUCGAACUCACCUCGGCAUGCACAUGCUAGAAUCCGUGCAAGUCUUUCACCCACUGGGGAAGAAGAGUGAGAAGAAAACUGGCAUCUCCUCCUCCCGGGCUUGGCUAAACUUCAGCAGCAACAAAGAUCCCAGGACAGGCCCAGCCACCACAUCACUUCUGGAUGUGCCAUGUGAUGGCCGAGGCCCUGGUAAAACCCGCAAUGCUCAGAGACCAGAGAGCAAUGCUCACAGGGAGUGUCCAUCUCCAUCCCAGUAUGAGCUGCCCCCACCUGGCAAGGUCAAGUUAGUACCUCUGCCUUUUCCAGCCCUGGACAAGCCUCAGACCAGACUGGUUUCUAAAAAGCCUCCCUCCCUGGCUUCACACAGGGCCCCUGCACUGUACCCUGUGAGACCUCAUUCUAACUCAGCUCAGUCUACCACACCCAAGCUCAAACCAGCUCCUGCCAGCACUUCUUUGAUGGCCUCUGACAAGCCAGUUCUGCCUAUUGCUACCAGUGCCACACGAGAUAACAUAACCAACCCCAUCCAGUCUUGCACUGGGACUCAGCCAGCUGUCUGUAGGCCAGUAUCCUACAGGGCAUCAUCUCACCCUUCACUACAGAGGGAGCUUGCCUCUGCUGACAAGAACAAGGCCCCAUCACCUCCCAAACCUCAAAUCCAACAUCUGCUGCAAGACUUCAGCCGCCAACCAAUUCCAUGGAGGAAAGUUGACAUUCCAGGGCCAGUCAUCUCACAGCCCAUCACAGAAGAGCAGAGGCCAGAGAGGGAGGCCAUGAACAGGCGGGCUAAACAGGAGAGAGAGAAUGCUGCCAAGUACAUGUCUCUGGGAAAACUGCAGCUCUUCCUUCAGAGGGAGAAGGACAUGGAAAUUUCCAGAUAUUAUGGCUAUGCAAUGUAAGAGCAGGCCAGGUUUUUAGAGCAAAGUGCUUUUCAAUGUGGAUAAGAAGAGAUAUAAAUACCAAUACACAUGUAUAUGAGGAGUAUAACAAUUUAAAUGAAAUGUAUAGAUACAUAGGUCCAAAUGUAGUAAUACAGAUGACUAUGUAGAUAUAGAUGGAUAUACAAAAUGUCUAUAUUCACAUAUAUUUGAGUACUUAGUAAAACUCCCUAAAAAGUC
Peromyscus leucopus (white-footed mouse) is the source of this 3173-nucleotide messenger RNA. RefSeq lists its product as uncharacterized. NCBI's taxonomy places the organism in Eukaryota, Metazoa, Chordata, Mammalia, Rodentia, Cricetidae. The record is from RefSeq and is a predicted model, not a curated record.